Molecule: messenger RNA, 2854 nt
Organism: Arabidopsis lyrata subsp. lyrata
Lineage: Eukaryota; Viridiplantae; Streptophyta; Magnoliopsida; Brassicales; Brassicaceae
Product: poly [ADP-ribose] polymerase 3
Exons: 16
Coding region: 114-2561 (815 amino acids)
Molecular function (GO): NAD+ poly-ADP-ribosyltransferase activity; zinc ion binding
Source: RefSeq, a predicted model, not a curated record
UUUCUAUAUUAUAUUUUUGCAAUCUGUAAAACAGAACUCCUAAAAGUGAGAUUCUCAUAAAACACUCAAAAACAAAACUUAGUCGUGUGAUCACAAUUCAAAGAUUUUACUCAAUGAAGGUACACGAGACAAGAUCUCACGCACACAUGUCUGGGGACGAACAAAAGAAGGGAAAUUUGCGGAAGCACAAAGCAGAAGGGAAGCUUCCAGAAGCUGAACAGUCUCAGAAGAAGGCGAAGUCGGAAAACGAUAACGGCCGUUCAGUCAACGGUGCCGGAGAUGCUGCUUCUGAGUACAAUGAGUUUUGCAAAGCGGUUGAGGAGAAUCUGUCCGUUGAUCAGAUUAAAGAAGUUCUUGAAAUCAACGGUCAAGAUUGUUCUGCUCCAGAAGAGACCUUGCUUGCUCAAUGUCAAGAUUUACUAUUCUAUGGGGCGUUAGAAAAAUGUCCUUUAUGCGGAGGUAAUUUGAUUUGUGACAAUGAAAAGAGAUUCAUAUGUGGAGGUGAGAUUAGUGAGUGGUGCAGUUGCGUGUAUAGUACGAAAGAUCCUCCUAGAAAGGAAGAGCCAGUUAAAAUCCCUGAUUCCGUCAUGAACUCUGCUAUUUCUGAUUUGAUCAAGAAACACCAGGACCCUAAAAGUCGACCUAAAAGGGAGUUAGGCUCUGCUGAUAAACCCUUCGCGGGAAUGAUGAUCUCUCUCAUGGGACGUCUCACCAGAACACAUCAAUAUUGGAAGAAAAAGAUCGAAAGAAACGGUGGGAAAGUCUCCAAUACUGUUCAAGGUGUAACAUGUUUGGUGGUUUCGCCGGCUGAAAGAGAACGAGGUGGUACGUCAAAGAUGGUGGAGGCAAUGGAACAAGGUCUACCUGUUGUGAGUGAAGCAUGGUUGAUCGAUAGCGUGGAGAAGCAUGAAGCUCAGCCACUUGAAGCUUAUGACGUGGUCAGUGAUCUUUCUGUGGAAGGGAAAGGAAUUCCAUGGGAUAAGCAAGAUCCUAGUGAGGAGGCGAUUGAAUCCUUAUCAGCUGAGCUCAAAAUGUAUGGGAAAAGAGGAGUCUACAUGGACACAAAACUUCAGGAGAGAGGAGGAAAAAUCUUGGAGAAAGAUGGACUCUUGUAUAACUGUGCCUUCUCGAUAUGCGAUUUGGGAAAAGGGCGUAAUGAGUAUUGUAUUAUGCAGCUAAUCACGGUGCCAGAGAGCAACCUGAAUAUGUACUUCAAGAGAGGAAAAGUAGGAGAUGACCCUAAUUCGGAAGAGAGGCUCGAGGAGUGGGAGGAUGAAGAUGCUGCGAUCAAAGAGUUUGCAAGGCUCUUUGAGGAGAUGACAGGAAAUGAAUUCGAGCCAUGGGAACGUGAGAAAAAGAUUCAAAAGAAGCCUCAUAAGUUUUUCCCAAUUGAUAUGGAUGAUGGAAUCGAAGUGAGAAGUGGGGCACUUGGUCUAAGGCAGCUUGGCGUUGCUUCUGCACAUUGCAAGCUUGAUUCGUUUGUUGCAAACUUCAUUAAAGUUCUGUGUGGUCAAGAGAUAUACAAGUACGCGUUGAUGGAGCUUGGAUUGGAUCCUCCUGAUCUACCUAUGGGAAUGCUAACUGAUGUCCACUUGAAACGAUGCGAAGAGGUAUUACUGGAGUUUGUUGAUAAGGUCAAGACAACAAAGGAGACAGGUCAGAAAGCUGAAGCAAUGUGGGCAGACUUCAGCUCCCGGUGGUUUUCAUUGCUACACAGCACAAGGCCGAUGCGAUUGCACGAUGUCCAUGAACUUGCAGACCAUGCGGCCUCUGCUUUUGAGACGGUGAGGGACAUAAACACAGCAUCUCGUUUGAUAGGGGAUAUGCGAGGAGACACACUCGAUGACCCGUUGUCUGAUCGGUACAACAAACUUGGUUGCAAGAUUUCUGUGGUAGACAAGGAGUCUGAAGAUUACAAGAUGAUUGUUAAGUACCUUGAGACUACUUAUGAGCCUGUGAAAGUCUCUGACGUUGAGUAUGGUGUGUCAGUGCAGAAUGUUUUUGCGGUUGAGUCAAACGCAAUUCCUUCAUUAGAUGACAUCAAGAAGCUACCGAACAAAGUUCUUUUAUGGUGUGGUUCAUGGAGUUCAAAUCUGUUGAGACAUAUCUACAAAGGGUUCUUACCUGCUGUCUGCUCUCUUCCAGUCCCCGGUUAUAUGUUUGGGAGAGCGAUAGUGUGUUCAGAUGCAGCUGCAGAAGCUGCAAGGUACGGUUUCACAGCUGUGGAUAGACCAGAAGGGUUUCUUGUAUUAGCCGUCGCUUCCCUUGGUGAGGAAGUUACAGAAUUCACAAAUCCACCAGAGGACACAAAGACAUUGGAAGAGAAGAAGAUAGGAGUGAAAGGAUUAGGGAGGAAGAAAACUGAAGAGUCGGAGCAUUUCAUGUGGAGAGAUGACAUAAAGGUUCCUUGCGGACGAUUGGUUCCAUCAGAACAUAAGGACAGUCCUCUUGAAUACAACGAGUACGCGGUGUAUGAUCCCAAACAGACAAGUAUAAGGUUCCUGGUGGAAGUGAAGUACGAGGAGAAGGGAACUGAGAUAGUCGAUGUCGAACCAGAGUAGAUUACUGACAGCUCACGGUUUCUGAUUUUUUGAGAGGUUUGGGCGGCGAGAAGCCAUGGAAAAAGAUGGUUUUUUGGUUUUUCGUGUUUCAUGUUUCUUUUCUAGGUUGCAAUGGUGAAUGUAAAAGAAGUGGCUUCUUCUCUUAUGGUUGCAAGGAAACUAUUUUAGCUAUAUAUAUAACUACUACUGUGUAAAGCUUUUUGGCUAUGUAAAUAGAUUUACACGGUAAUAAGUAUAACUAUGUAAAUAGUUUAUCAUCAUACCAUCGAUAUGAAGCUGCCUAAUGUGUAAAA